UUAUUCAUCACUCCAAAACGGAAAAGUAGCUAUCGCAGUGAUUCGGAGCCGUCACCAGAAGAUAAAAGACUGAAAGAGUCAAAUUCUCCGGCUAAGAUAUCGUGUGACGAAGACGAGGUCAUGGAAGCACUCGGAUCCAAAAUAGAUUUAGUGUUAUCGAAGCUUUCUAACCUGGAAACAAAAAUGGAAGAACUGAACGCAGCAGUCAAAGGUCUACAAAGCAAGGUAACGUCUUUGGAGAGAGAAGUAGAUUCAGUGAAAACGAAGCAGAAAACCUUAGACGAAUACUUCACUUCAAUGGAACAAAGUUCUGUAUUCGUUGACGAGCAAGUACAAGACCUGAUAGCUAAGACUAAUAAAAACAAUGACGACGUCAGCGAUACACGUAGAAAACUGUUAUACUUGGAGGCCUACAGUCGACGCGAAAACUUGAAAUUUGAAGGCAUCCCCGAAACUUUCGCUUCGAGCGAAGAAGAUGGAGCUAUUCAGCGGGGCGACGUGUCUACUGAAAAUACAAAAGCGGUGCUGACUGAUUUCUUUGAAAGAGUCCUGGGAAUAGAAGAUGCAAAGAACAUCGAAUUUCAACGAGUACACCGAAUGGGCAAACCAAGAAAGGAAAAUGGAAGAGAAAGGAUCAUUAUUGUGCGUUUCUUAAGAUUUUCAGACCGAGAACGGGUGCUCAAAUGCGGACGUAAACUCAAGGAAACAGGAUACAAGAUGUAUGAAGACCUCCCGAAAGAAAUCCACGAGAUGCGAAAGCUCCAAAUGGAGAAGUUAAAGAAUGCCAGGAAGGACGGUAAACGUGCUUAUUUCAGUAGAUCGGAGCCCGACAAACUUUACAUCAACGGUAAAUACGUCAAAAUGUAA
Messenger RNA from Pocillopora meandrina, 867 nucleotides. Lineage: Eukaryota; Metazoa; Cnidaria; Anthozoa; Scleractinia; Pocilloporidae. The record is from the annotation of a GenBank genome assembly.